This is a messenger RNA of Owenia fusiformis, 2414 nucleotides long. NCBI's taxonomy places the organism in Eukaryota, Metazoa, Annelida, Polychaeta, Sabellida, Oweniidae. The record is from the annotation of a GenBank genome assembly.
CGCGUUUUAAAAUUCAAAAUUUUAGGCUCGAAAAGUUUUCAGGAAAUAUUCUCAAUAUUUACUUGAUUUUCAGAGCAUUUAGCCUACCAAAAUGGCUACAAAUUUCGACAUUAAUACGAUUGAAGAUUUGAAGUAUAAUGAGCUGAGAAAGCUAGCCAAGGAUGCUGGAAUCAAAGCUAAUAUGAAGGCUGACAAGCUUCUGAAAGCUUUGAAGGAGUAUUACUUCAACCAGAAUGAUGAUACCAAAGUCACUCUUCCUGAGGUUGAAUCCAGCUCUACUGAAGAUGAGGCCACCGAACCUCAGGAAACAACUAAGAAAGCGACCAAAAGAGGAAGGGGCAAGAAAGCAGCCAAAAAAGGACGUGGGAAAAAAUCUGCUAAAUCUGAUACAGAAUCAGAGACAGAAGAUGCACCAAAGUCCCCGAAAGUAGCUACUCCUAAAGCUGAAAUUGUUACAAAGAAAUCAACUCCAAUUGUGAAGAAAGAAACUCCUAUUACAAAGAAGGUCACACCAGUUGUUACAAAGAAAACCAUUGUUACAAAAACUCCCACUGAUAAAGCUAUCACCACACCUGUAACAAAGAAAUCCACCCCUGUUGCAAAGAAAACCACACCUGUAACAAAGAAAGCCACCCCUGUUACAAAGAAGGCUACCCCUGUUACAAAGAAGGCGACCCCUGUUACAAAGAAAGCAACACCAGCCCCAAAGAGAAAGAGAUCAAGCACUAAGGAUACUUCAGUUGAAAGUAUAGAACAUGAUGCUCCCGUUGCUAAGAGACAGCGUAGAAGUACAUUUGAAAUCAAGCAGGCGGAACCCAAGAAAAACAGCGGUACAACAAAGGAGCUCGCUUCUGCCAUGAAAGGUGAAAUGUCAAAAGAUGAGAUGAAACAGAGUCUUAUGUCUGCGUUGGAGAAAUCUGUUAAACAGAAGGGUGCUUCACCAAAGAACUUGGAUAACGCCAAGAGAAAUAUUCCACGCUUUGCGGCUUUUUUGGCAUCUAAGAAACAAGAACAGAAACCAGUAACUCCAGGCAACAAAGACUGGGGAAAAAUUCAUGCCAAACAAUUUGAAAAGAUGGAUUCUAUUGAUGUCUAUUUGGCGAAAAAACGAAAGCAGACCGAGGCCAUCACUGCAUCACUGAAGAAAGCAAAUAUAACGGCAGCCCAGGCGAAAAAUACCAUUGAGAAAAUCAAGAAAAAUAAAACCCCUCUCAAGGGGCCUAAAAUAGCCAAGGGAGUUUCCCGUCCAAUGUUCAAAUCUCCUGCCCAUGGUGGAGUUCCAUUUGUACCUUCAGUGACGUCAACCUCUAACUUGAACCUCAACUUCUCCCAGCUGAAAACACCAGCAGGUAAUGUGUCAAAGAAAGCCCCUACUCCCACAAGGGCUUCACCAAGAGUUAAUACUAACACAAUUAAAAAGGUGACUGUGAAUGAACCAACAAAGGAGAACUUACCAAGAAAAUCACUAUCCCAUACAACAAUGAGAAAAUCUGUAGGAACACCAUUUAAAUCAACAUCCAAGGCCAACACAACAACAUCUUUGACCAACGCAACAUUCACUGCAAAACCAGCAUUUGAUCUGAAAGCCAGUUUGGCGAAGCCUAUGACGUGGAAAGCCUAUACUGGGAAGGUCCAGCCAAUCAGCAAGAAGACAGCUGAGCACAAAAAUUUGGCAAACAAGGGUCCGAAAAUACAAACAAAAGAGCAGAGAAGGGCUGCAACAAAUGCUCACAGAGCUGACAAAAAAUUUAAUGCACAAAUGCAGCGACGGAACCUCCAUGUAUAAACAAACAAUAAACUCACAACAUCAGUCUUUGUACAUAGCUUUAAAUACACACAUUCAGCGAAACUCAAUGACAUCAUUAAGUAAUGGUUCAUUGCGGCAGACAUUCAUGACUCUUACAUGUGUAAAUAGUUUAUCAUACUUACAUCCGUUACAUUAAGUUUUACAUAGCCCUUGCAGAUAGUGCAUUGGUGGAAGGAGUCUUCAUGACCCUUGCAAAUAACUCAUAGAGUCCAAGAGGAAAGAAGGAAUUACUCAAUGUAACAAAGCUAUGGACUAAUAUGAAUGCUUAAGAUGGGUUUAGGAUUCAAUAUAAAUUGCUUCUCAGGUAUAAACAGUAGAUGGAUUGUGAACUAUGGAUGAAUGUAUAACUAUAAAUGGAUACAUUAUCACCUUUUAAUGUGUUGAUAUUUCAUGAAAUAUGCUUGGGUGGUCUGAUAUUUGGCAUGAUCAUGUUCCCCAAAUCAGAUAUCAACUAAGGGUCUGGUUGUAAAACUAGACAUUUUCGCAUAAAGGGAGGCAAUGUAAUAUAAAGGGAGGAAAAUAUCAGACAAAUAUCUUAACAAAGGGCACAACAGUUACCUCCAUGUAAAACAAGCCUCUGCCGUCCUCCAAAAUUUAUAACUAUACA